This is a messenger RNA of Hydractinia symbiolongicarpus, 4090 nucleotides long. RefSeq names its product 52 kDa repressor of the inhibitor of the protein kinase-like. The transcript is spliced from 2 exons. Gene Ontology annotation, molecular function: protein dimerization activity. Lineage: Eukaryota; Metazoa; Cnidaria; Hydrozoa; Anthoathecata; Hydractiniidae. The record is from RefSeq and is a predicted model, not a curated record. Bases 64 to 3342 code for a protein of 1092 amino acids.
ACGACCGCGGGUAAGUUUUACAUAAAUCUCUGUGCGGCCAAGGGUGUGUCCUUCUUUUUCAACAUGGAUUCCCUUGAUCAGGAGUACACUGUUGAAGAAGCUUUCAAGUCAAAUGAUUUGAAUAAAUUGAAUGAGUUGUAUGCAAAAUUGAAAAAAGAAAUUCUGGAUUCAGCUACCUUUUCGGAUAAUGAGAGGAUUAAUAAUGUUGGAAAGAAGUAUUUUCGCGAUCUAGUUGCUGAAACCUUUAUUCCAACCUUUGCUAAAGACAAAUUUAUUGCUUUGAAGUCACAAGCCUCAGGUAACUGUUUAUACAGCUCUGUAUCUUUGUUUUUGUGUGGAGAUAACUCUCUUGUUCGAAAACUAAGAACUUUGACAUCGUUAGAACUGUAUUUAAAUAGUGGCUUUUAUAUAAAGCAUCCCACUAUAAUUUCGGCAUAUGAGAAAGGCAAAGGAGUUUAUUUUAACAAUUUCAGAAACAUUUUAGGUGGUCUCUUAGUUUCACAUGCUGCUUUAGAUUCAGGUAAAACUGCUGAUGCUUUAAUUAAAGUAGAGGCAAUGCAUAAUAUAAAAAACUUUGAGUGGUGUAGUUUUGUUUGUGUUCUUGCACUGUCCUCAGCAAUUUCGAGGAACAUCAUUACACUAUAUCCAGACUGUGGUCACGCAAAAUUGAAACUUCUUUACAGUCAAAAUAUUGAACCUAGAGAUUCUGCAGUUUCUUCUACAAGUCUUCACAUUUUACUUUGUUAUUGUGGUACUUUACCGACACAAAUUGAAUUUAAACAUAAUCAUUUUGUGCCUCUAUUAUGUGGUGUACAUCCAAAAAGAAAAAUCAAGCAACCAUUGCCAAAACCUGUGAUUAAAAAAAAUAAGCAGUCAAAAUUGCCUUUCUGGGUAAAUAGACAUGGCAUGAAUGACCUAGGUAUUGCUUCUGACAGACCUACAGUAACAUUUCCUGCUGUCAAUAUGUCAACCAAAACAAAAAAUAUUCCAAUGUCAUCAAGUUCUACUGUUAAAUCAGUGACUAGUAUUAGUCCUGUAACUAAGCAAUCCUCUGGAGGUGCAAUAAGUUCUAUUAUUUCUGUGUCAACCGAAAUAACCUUAGCCAACGAUAUAGCUUCGUAUAUGAAUAAAGUUCAAAACAUGGAAUAUUCAGAAAUAAUUAAAUUAAUAAACGAAGUUUUCAUCCCUGAUAAUAACUAUAAAUUUCCUGUUAAAGAUGGUCGUUCCUUUAAAUUUGAUUGGUUAAAACAAUACACCUGGCUUUGUUAUUCACCUGCUUAUGAUGGUGGUUACUGUUUGCCAUGUGUUCUUUUUGGAAAUAAGUUUCCUAAUUUGUUAAAAAACAUAAGAAAUCUGGUAACACAGCCUGUUAAUGCAAAACGUUGUGCUACAACGUUGUUCAAAAACCAUGAAAAAACAUCUAGCUCUGUAAAAAGUCUUCACCAGGCAACAUUUUCACUGUUUACAACAUAUUUGAGCCAGCAUUCUGGUAAAAGCAAACCAAUUUCUGAACUUGUUGAUCAGCAAAUAAGUAAACAGAUUUCUGAAAAUAAAGCCAAACUUGAGCCAAUCAUCGAUACAAUUUUGUUGUGUGGAAGACUAAAUAUCCCUUUAAGAGGUCAUAGAGAUGAUAGCAGUUAUCAUCCUGAAGUAGGCAGUUACUCAUCUGGGGGAGUAGGUAAUUUCAUAGAAAUUUUAAAUUAUAGAGCUCGUGCAAACCCUGUUUUCAAAGAAACUCUUGACAACAGUGCAAAAAAUGCUACCUACAUUUCAAAAACAGCUCAGAAUGAGUUGAUUAAUUGUAUUGGUGAAGUCAUCACUGAAAAAAUUGUUCUUGAAAUAAAAGGCAGUAAAUUUUUUUCUAUUCUUAGUGAUGAAUGCAUGGACAGUUCAUGCAAAGAGCAAUUUUCUCUUUGUAUAAGGUUUGUUGACCAAAAUUGUGAUGUUAGGGAAGAAUUUUUAAGACUGGUUCAUUGUGGGGAAGGUUUGUCAGGUGAUGGUUUAUGUAAAAUUGUCCUAAAAUGUCUCGCAGAAGAUCUUCAGCUAAAUAUAAUGGAUUGUAGAGGUCAAGGUUACGAUGGUGCAGGUUCAGUGGCAGGUUUUAGAAAUGGUUUGGCAGCAAGAAUCCUACGCAUAAACCGAAAAGCCUUGUAUACGCAUUGCCAUAGCCAUCGAUUAAAUUUAGCAAUCUGUAAAACCUGUGGCAUUCAAGCAGUUGAGAAUGUUAUGGGACAGAUUAGAGACAUUUCAUUUUUUUUUAAUUACUCUGAAACUAGGCGGUUGAUUUUAGAACGUAAUAUCAAGGAACACUGUCCAUCAGCUACAAAAUAUAAAUUAUUUAAUGUUUGUGCAACAAGGUGGGUUGAGAGAAUUAAAGGUAUGGAGGUAUUUAAUGACCUUUAUGUAGCUAUUGUAAACACAUUAGAUGAAAUGAAUUUAAAUUUAAAUCAUGUUUGUAAUGCUGACACAUCCUCUAAAGCUCUUCCUUUUUUAAAAGUCCUAACCUCAUUUGAUUUCAUGGCUACAUUUAUGAUCACUAAAAAUAUUUUUUUGAUGACUUUACAAGUAACUGAGCUUUUACAAAGCAGAGCAAAUGAUAUCAUGGAUGGUAUACACAUGAUAGAUGCUCUCAAGUCUCGUACUACCAUGGUUAGAAACAACAUUGACUACUACCAUGAAAAGUGGUACAAAGAAGCUUCUGAUCUUGCUAAGGAACUACAUGUUACUGAGGCAAGUCCUCGAACCUCGGGUAUAACACUUUUUAGAUCCAACACACCAUCAGAAAAUCCUUCUGAUCAUUAUAAAAGGAAUAUUACAAUACCUAUGUUGGAUCAUUUACAUUCCGAACUUACUGGCAGGUUUGAAGAAAAAGCAUUGUCUUGCUAUAGUGGGCUAGCUAUUCUCCCAGAAAAAAUGCUGAGUCUUAUCAAAGAAAAUGUAGAUUGGAAAAAAAGGUUCAAUGCUUUCUUUCAAUUCUAUCUAGAAGACUUGCCCAAUGUUCAAUCUAUCGAACAUGAAUUGGAACUUUGGGAAAUUUACUGGAAAUCAUAUGAAGGGCCUAUACCUAACAACAUUUCCUCCACAUUGAAAUCUGUCAAUUUUACUGGGUUUGAAAAUGUAAAAGUGGCCUUGAGAAUUUUAGCCACUUUACCUGUGACUUCUUGCGAGUGUGAAAGGACAUUUUCAGCCAUGAAGAGGUUAAAAACAUUUACUCGCACAACCAUGGACUCAGAUAGACUAAAUGGCUUAGCCUUAAUGCAUGUACAUCAAAACAUCAUUCCUAAUAUUUCUGAUGUUAUUGAGAAAUUUUCAUUGAAAAAUAGACGAUUAAACUUUAAGUGAAUUACAUUAUUACCUUCUUCAUAAAACCUUACUUCAAGUUAUUGUAGAACACUUCUUUUAUUAUAUAUACAUAUGUACCUCUUAUUUUACCAUACCUAUUCUUUUGCCUAAAUUAUACUUAUAUUAGUAUAUGCCUUAUCAUUGCCUAAAUUAUACUUACAUUUUUAUGUACUUAUCUUACCUAUUUUUGACAAAAAUGUUUUCUGUAACUUUAAUUCUCGAGUUGCCUUUGUGGCCUCUCCUGGAAGCAAUUGACUGUAACAAAGCACCUCCAGAGUAAGGUCCAAAUUUCACAAUCAAUUUACGUAAUUACUUAAGUUCUGUUUUUCCUAAAUUUUGUGUGUUUUUUAUUAUGAUUGUUUUUACCUUUAGCCUUUUACCCUAUCAUUUUGACUGGUCUUGAUGCAAAUAAUUGUAUCUGUUGAGUGGCGCUCCAUUCACUUCAUGGUUUGUUGUUUGACAAUUGAUCAUUUAUUUUGAUUUCAAUGCUAGAUUCAUUCGUCCAUUGGUAUUACUUCUGUUUCUGCUUAUAUACAAGUGAAGAAGAAAGAAGAAAGAAGAAAAAUUGUUUGCCUGGUUAUUAGAUUAACCUCAAAUUUAUAAAAAACAUUAUUCUGGCAUAUACAAAACGUCGGAAGAUAGUAAAAAGACGGGAGUAGUUAUCGCAUUAUGUAUCAAAACUUUUAUUUGUAUUUUAUAUUAUUAUAUAGCCUUAGUAGCCGAAAAGCACUUGUUACCACCUCGAAAA